Messenger RNA from Lolium rigidum, 1026 nucleotides. Its product is annotated as cytosolic sulfotransferase 18-like. The record is from RefSeq and is a predicted model, not a curated record. Gene Ontology annotation, molecular function: sulfotransferase activity. The coding region runs from base 1 to 993 and encodes 330 amino acids. Gene Ontology annotation, cellular component: cytoplasm. NCBI's taxonomy places the organism in Eukaryota, Viridiplantae, Streptophyta, Magnoliopsida, Poales, Poaceae. The transcript has a single exon. Gene Ontology annotation, biological process: sulfation.
AUGGCUCACGCUCAAGAGAGUCCCACCAAGAGUUCAUCAGAAGGUGACCUACCCAAACAAAGCCAGCUCAAACAUUUCAUGUCCACACUCCCAGCAAGAGAAGGGUGGUCACAACCACUGAUUCAAUACAAGAAGUACUGGUUCCGGCCACAGAUGCUAGAGAAGAUCUUGCUAGUCCAAGAAACCUACAAACCCCGCGCCGACGACAUCAUCCUCGCCACGCAGCCCAAGUGUGGCACCACCUGGCUCAAGGCACUCGCCUUCACCAUCACCAACCGCUCCCGCUACAGCUUCGCCAACCACCCACUCCUCACCCGCCACCCUCAUGACGUCGUGCCGUUCAUCGAGAUCUCUGGCCUCAGCACGGAUCAUGCUGAUAUUGAGACGCUUCCUUCUCCGAGGCUUCUCGCGACGCACAUGCCCAUGUCGAUGCUCCCACCGGACACGACGAGUUCGCGUGGCCGCCGAAUCGUGUACCUGUGCCGGGACCCCAAGGACACCCUGGUGUCAAGGUUGCAUUACGAGAACAGAGUUGUCAAGGGUUGCAACUUGUCGAUGGAGAAUGCUUUCAGCAUGUUCUGCGAGGGGUUCUCGCCUUAUGGCCCCUUCUGGGAUCACUGCCUCGAGUACUGGAAGGAGAGCCUAGCAAGGCCUAACAACGUUCUUUUUCUGAAGUAUGAAGAGAUCAUGUCAGAUCCGGUGCAAGCUGUGCGGACGCUAGCGAAAUUCCUUGGCGUCCCGUUGACCGAAGAGGAGGAGAGCUCUGGCGUUGCCGAAGAGGUGGUGAGGCUGUGCAGCUUUGAAACGCUUACCGGCCUACAGGUUAACCAGGUGGGCGGAGUUGAUCGAGGAAACAAAGUGUACCUUGAUAACUCUGUGUUUUUCAGGAAAGGGAAAGUAGGAGACUGGACAAACCACAUGAGCCAAGAGAUGGCGGAAAAGUUAGACCGCAUCGUCCAAGAGAAGCUCCAAGGAUGCGGGCUUAUGUUUUGAUUCUUGAGCAUUUCUUAUGUUUUAUGUCCUUGG